Messenger RNA from Salvia miltiorrhiza (redroot sage), 784 nucleotides. RefSeq names its product dehydration-responsive element-binding protein 1D-like. The coding region runs from base 75 to 665 and encodes 196 amino acids. NCBI's taxonomy places the organism in Eukaryota, Viridiplantae, Streptophyta, Magnoliopsida, Lamiales, Lamiaceae. The transcript has a single exon. The record is from RefSeq and is a predicted model, not a curated record. Gene Ontology annotation, biological process: regulation of DNA-templated transcription. Gene Ontology annotation, molecular function: DNA-binding transcription factor activity; DNA binding.
CUCACAUAUAAAUUACACACUUCUCCAUCAUUUGCACUUGCACACACAAUUUUCAAGAUUCAUCAACUUUUUCAAUGCAUAUAAUGCAAGAUUCUACUAUUCGGCAAAGAAAGCAGAUGUUCGCCUCAGACAAUCAUCUUCCACGUGUGCAUUCCACGUCGGAAAACGAAGUGAUUCUUGCUUCCGACAAUCCGAAGAAGCGGGCGGGGAGGAAGAAGUUCCGGGAGACGCGCCACCCUGUCUACCGCGGCGUGCGGCGGCGGAGCUCCGGAAAAUGGGUGUGCGAGGUGAGGGAGCCCAACAAGAAGUCCAGGAUAUGGCUGGGGACCUUCCCCACCGUCGACAUGGCGGCGCGCGCGCACGACGUCGCGGCGCUGGCGCUGCGGGGGCGGUCCGCGUGCCUCAACUUCGCCGACUCCGCGUGGCGGCUGCCCGUCCCAACGUCCACGGACGCCAAGGACAUCAGGAGGGCGGCAGUCCAGGCAGCGGAGGCUUUCCGGCCAGAGUCGCCGGAAAUUGUGUGGUUUGUGGACGAGGAGGAAGUGUUUGGGAUGCAUGGCUUGCUGACCAAUAUGGCGGAGGGGAUGAUGCUGCCGCCACCUCACUACUACGCUGAUGACGUGGAAGUUUCUGCUGACGUGUCGUUAUGGAGCUUUUUAAGUUGAUAUAUAUGUGAAUUAGGAAUAUUCUUUUAUUUCGCACCGUGAUACGUUUUUUUGAAAAUAAGGUGAUCUAAUAAUUGUAAAUGUCAUUUAAUAAAACAAAAUGAUAUUAUUAUGCUUAA